This is a messenger RNA of Osmerus eperlanus (European smelt), 1063 nucleotides long. Its product is annotated as V-set and transmembrane domain-containing protein 5. NCBI's taxonomy places the organism in Eukaryota, Metazoa, Chordata, Actinopteri, Osmeriformes, Osmeridae. The record is from RefSeq and is a predicted model, not a curated record. The transcript has 4 exons. Bases 262 to 846 code for a protein of 194 amino acids.
UGUGUCAGUACAGCCUCAAAAGCCACAAGGAACAGACCCUCACCGAGAAGGGAGAACAACCCCAAAAAGAAAAAGCGGACAGACAAACUCUUUUCAGAAAACUACAAAGGUCCCACCUCUGACGUGGAAACAAGAAAGAAGACAAACAGGCAAUGCUGGAGUGAGGAGUAAGGAGAGAACUGUGAAAGCAAAAGCUCCAGAAUGUGGAAUGACCCAGUGGAGUUUCCAUCCUGGCGAUAAACCCAUGGGUCUGCCAUUCUGAUGUGGCCUGCUCUGAAGCACUCUGACGUUCAGGACGUUUCUCUGUUUCUCAGCAUCACAUUCUAUGUGUGGCACAUAGCAGUGGGUGCCAUCUCCAUCGAGUCUCCUCAGAAGAGCCUGACAAGGUCGGUGCAGGACCAUGUGUUUUUCUCUGUGGAUGUUACCUGCCUUGGGAUCCCCACAAUACAAUGGACCUUCAUGUCGGGGGUUGUGAGCCGGGGCAUAGGAAUCUGGAAACCUGGGGUUUUCACCAAUGUGACGGUGGAUUACAGAGACCGAGUGCACACUUACUCCAAUGGGUCCAUGGGACUGGCAAAUCUGCGUCUGCAGGACGCGGGCUACUAUGUCGUCACGGUGACGGACGCCUCUGGGAGCAGCAAGGAUGCUGGCUUUGUCUUGAAAGUGAACGAGAUCCUGUAUGAGGAUUUGCAAUACCUGUCAGUCUCCAUCGUGGUGCUGGGAGUCCUGGCUGGCAUUCUCCUGCUCUCCAUGUGGCUCACAGAGAAGGCCUACCGCCACCUCAAGGCACAGAGGCGCAAGCAACAGAUGCCAGAAAACGAUGAAACUGAGCUACAACAUCUCUGAUGGUCUGGAACUGAACCCAGUGUUUUAUGUCCCAAAUAGUUUCUACAUCAAUGAAAACAGCGGCAAAAGUAUUGACACCGGGAACAAAUGAAGACUUGCAAUGAGAAUAACUUUUUCUGAUAUUCUUUCACUGUACAUACUGUGUUAAGUGCUAUUUCACUGUCUAAAAAAUAAUCAAAUAUACAAAUGGAAACAAAUUAUAUAUUUAUUUUCCGUU